CGGAAGUGUUAGACGCGGAAGCAAAGCCAAGUAUAAAACCUCAAAAUGACUGGACGCACCAUGUUCAAGAAGCUUUUGCAAUAGAUUCAUUUAUUGUAGACAGCCAUUUAUGAACGCAUACAUUUAAUCUCACAAGUUAGUUGUGAAAGCCGUGUGCGUUGUGCAAAUAUCAUGUUGUCAACCGGAGAGGCUUUGCUACGCGCGGUGGAGACACCGCUCUUCUGGAUCGGUGCGCUGACUGCGGCCUAUUUCUCAGUGUGCUCAAUAUAUCGGUUGCUGUCCGGGUUCAGAGUGUGGGUGCUGGGGAAUGGACGGUUGGUAUCACCUGCUAAACUCGGGAAAUGGGCAGGUGAGUAGCUAGCAAGCAAUAUUUAUAUAAAGACAAUGUUUGCAUGGCCUCACCAUUGCUUUAUGGCGUGUUUAUGUUUUAUUUUAUUUCAAGUAUUUGUCGCUGAUGAAAGAUAAGAGCCAUAUGUUUCGAAAGCCGUAUCUCAAGCGAUAAUUAUUGACGUUUCUAAACGUUAAAACACAGUGUAUGAAUUGUAGUUCACAUGAGCCAUUCGUGGGCGAAGCUAAUGGCUCAAAACUGUAGGGAGAAGUCAGAAUGCCGCCUAGAGUUUGAGAGCUAGUAAUGGGGUAGCCCUACAUGUACUUCAAAACCAGUGACCCUCGACCCACUACAGUAUGGUUCAGGUCAGUUUAUAGUGUGAAUCAGACAAUACUUUCUCCUAGUUAUCAGUAGGAUAUUGUAGCUAGUAGAAUAAAUGUAGUUAUCAGUAGGAUAUUGUAGCUAGUAGUCUACAUUUAGUUCUCCUAGCUAUCAGUAGGACAUUGUAGCUAGUAGAAUACAUUUACAGUGUUUCCCCUAGGAUUUCUUUUCUGCAGUGGUGGUAAAGUUAACCUGGGGGGCAGGCACGGUUUUAGAGGCCAACUGUAGAGACAAAAAUGUUCUGUUUUUAAAUGUCAUUUCCUGCACUUCUACACAUUUUGCCGUGGUUUAUGCUCUCUGAGUGACUCUAACAUUAUAACUAAAUCAAUGGGGCCCCAAUGCCAUAAUAUUUUUAAAAUUGUAGAUUCUCCCUGACUGUCUAGUUUUUAUUUUGGCAAUGGCUAGUUCUCAAAGAUCUUAUAAAAAAAGAUAUUGCUCUGUUAACUUUACUACGUACUUUAUAUCUGGUUUUAGUCGUUUAAGUUUACACUGAAAACGUUUUACCAUCCUGAAAAAAUAUUUAGGAAUGUUACUGUAAAUCUCUUAAUUGUUUUUAUUUAUUUAUUUAUUUUUUGGGGGGGUGCCCACUGCUAAAUGCAUGUAGGGGAAAGGCUGGCCAGCCCUAUUGUCCUUUGGAACCCACAGCGGACUCUGUGGUUCCUAGACAACACAUCAGUAUUGCGUAGGAAUGGCAUGAGUCUGCCUUUCCUCACAGAAGUGAGUAAUAGGCUACAUUAAUGUUUACCCAACCUUAUUGCUAGGGCAAGGCCAUUUAUCCAUUCAGGGUUACAUAAUCAGGGUUACAUCAACAGGGUUACCACAUCAGGAUUACCACCUUUGGGGUGGCAGGUAGCUUAGAGCGAGUAACCGAAAGGUCCCUAGUUCGAAUCCCUGAGCCGACAAGGUGAAAAAUCAGUCAAUGUGCCCUUGAGCAAGGCACCUAACCCUAAUUGCUCCAGGGUCACCGUUGAUUAUGGUAGACCCUGGCAUGUGUGGAAUAUGUGUGAAUCAGUCUCCCGAGUGGCGCAGUGGUCUAAGGCACUGCAUCGCAGUGCUAGCUGUGCCACUAGAGAUCCUGGUUCGAAUCCAGGCUCUGCUGUAGCCGGCCGCAACCGGGAGACCAACCGGGAGACCAAUGGGGCGGCGCACAAUUGGCCCAGCGUCGUCCAGGGUAGGGGAGGGAAUGGCAGGCAGGGAGGUAGCUCAGUUGAUAGAGCAUGGUGUUUGCAACGCCAGGGUUGUGGGUUCGUUUCCCACGGGGGGCCAGUAUGAAAAUAAUAAUGUAAGUCGCUCUGGAUAAGAGCGUCAGCUAAAUGACGUAAAUGUAAAUGAAUAUGCAAAAAACACAUUUCCAAUUCACACGUGUAUUGACACACUGGUACAUGUGUGAAAUGGGAGAAGAGCACCCACCUAAUUAUUAUAUUUGAGUCCAUCCAUCUUUGAAGUGCAACCACCAGUUUAGGGCAUGCGUUGACCAUGUGACUGCAAAACACAGCUGUGGCUAUCGCACCCAGAAGUGGACUAGCUCCAGAAAGUUUUUACAUAAUUGAAAUCCCAUUUUGAAAUCAAAAUAAACCCCUGGAAAUUAAAUUAAAGCACGUGACAAAACGUUUGUGCUAACGUUCAACUCCUGUGUUUUGGCAAAUGACACGUAGUACAAGGAAUGGAAUGUUAACACCAAACAGGUCUGGAUUUCAGGCUAGCUGUCAAGGCCUGCUGAAUGGCAGUCUUAUCCUGGUCUGCUGAUUUUAAAGUACAGGUUUGCUCAUGUUUGCAGCAAAGGGAAAUUAUAAAUAUGGGGACAUUUCAACCAAGUUUGACAUGCAUUAUGUAGCUUAUUUAGAAACACUGUGAAUAGCUAUUGGACAGCUCUUCCCCCUUGCUCACUGACGCAGAGGUGACUGAGAGAAUGGCCUGAUUAUGUAAGAAGACUAGAGCCAUUCAUAAAGGAGGCAGAGGACUCUGGGUGUUCUGUUUAAAUUACACUUACCGCUGUGCGUGUUGUGGAGCAGCAUCACGUAAAAGAGGGUGCAUAUCUCUAGCCCCACCUCCCAUUUCAUAAAGGCCGAUAUUCACCAUCUUUCUGUGCGUUCACCUCCCAUUCAUAAAAACCUAUAUUCACCAUCUUUCUGUGCGUUCACCUCCCAUUCAUAAAAGCCAAUAUUCACCAUCUUUCUGUGCGUUCACCUCCCAUUCAUAAAAGGCGAUAUUCACCAUCUUUCCCUCCCCCCUCGUCCCGUUCUGAGCUUCCCCCACCCUGUCUUUUUCUGUCUCGACACAAUGGUUAUUUAGACAAUUCUAUUGUCAAGUCCUUUUAUUGAAAUGCAUUGGCUCAUGGGUAAUAUCUGGUGUGCUUGACAGAUUUGUUGGACACUGGUAACCAUAAGUGGAUCGCUCCUCUCUCUGUCAUUGGUUGAAGGAGGUCGUUCUCAGGUCAUGUACUGACGCACAUUGUUACGUUCCACACCGGUGUUCUUCUGACUGCUUCAAGAACGACAGGAAGGGGGAUCCUUUGGAACAAAAAAUGAAACGCAAGUUUAAAAAAGUUAAUAUUUUCCUAGAAUUUAUUACAAUUGACUAAAAACAAAUAUGCUUUGGAGGAGGGAUCUUUGACACUGCAUUUGUAAAUCAUUAUUUAGAAAUAAUUGCUGAAAGUUGGGAUAUUAAUUCAAUAUUGGCCACUUUAUCAACUGAAAAUGUGCAAUUUGAGGAAAAAAGCUAAAGUGUAAAUGCAGGCUGAGACUUGAGCUUUACGCCAUAAAUGGGAUUUAUGAUGUGUGAAAAACAUUGCAUUUUUAGAGAUUUAGCUAUUUCGCCACAGUUCCUCCACCUUGCCUCCUCUUAGCAAUGGCUGCAUCACUAAAUACAGGCCAGGAGAUGACGUCUGUCUGGAUAUUGUUCAGUAUUGUAUAUAGAUAAACAUGUACCCCCUAUCCAAGGAGGCAUGCUACUGUACAAAGUGGUGGUCUGAACAGAAUAUGCAACACAUUUUUAAGACUAAAGAACCAGGGGUUGUAGAACCAGGGGUUAGCCAUGAAAUUGUUUGUAAAAAAAGUAAGACAGAUGAAUAAGGUGUGUGUUUCCAACCGUCCAUAAGUAAGAGGAAAGAUGGGGCGAGGAAUGCUGAGGUGUGUGAAGAACCGCUGGGAGCAGCAGCUCGUUGGUAUUCUGUGCAGCGACUGUUCUAGACGAGGUUGCAGCCUUCUGCUAUUUUAAAUCUGCAGUUCUUUUUUUAGCUCAGAAUAUUCAGCAGCAGAAGCACCGCUGUCUGUGACUGAGAGGCAGGGCUUUUUUUAUUGUGAUUUUAAAAAUAAAUAAAAAACUUUUUUUUUGGAUUUUUAUAACCACAUUUUAGUUUCUUGACGAUAUGAAGAUGUUGGAUGCCAUUCAAGGCCGUCUAGGUUAGGUCCUAUGAGUAGAGAUUCUUCCAUAACCUAGCAUAUAUUUGAUGGGGGCUCUUCAAAUUGACACUUUUUUAAAUUUUUAUUUGAGUGAAUGGAAGGAACAUGCCUUGAGCUCCAAACAUUGAGUUUAAUUCUUAAACAAUGUUAAAAUAACCAGGGGAAGCUUUGCCCUGUCGUCCAUACAGACUCUCCCUCACUUCCCCUCUGUUCAAUCGCUCCGUUCUAUUUUUAGCUGGUCCCAGGAUCCAUGGUCAUCUCUCUCCCUCCCUCCUCUCUGGUCUCGUGCCUGGCUGCUUCUCAUCUUCCUCUGCUUUAAUCACCAAGGCAACAGCAGUGGAGAGUUGGGUAUAGUGCAGGAGGGAUGGGUGGAGAGUUGGGUAUAGUGAAGGUGGAGAGUUGGGUAUAGUGCAGGAGGGAUGGGUGGGGAGUUGGGUAUAGUGAAGGUGGAGAGUUGGGUAUAGUGAAGGUGGAGAGUUGGGUAUAGUGAAGGUGGAGAGUUGGGUAUAGUGAAGGUGGAGAGUUGGGUAUAGUGAAGGUGGAGAGUUGGGUAUAGUGAAGGUGGAGAGUUGGGUAUAGUGAAGGUGGGGAGUUGGGUAUAGUGAAGGUGGGGAGUUGGGUAUAGUGAAGGAGGGGGGGUGGGGAGUUGGGUAUAGUGAAGGUGGGGAGUUGGGUAUAGUGAAGGUGGGGAGUUGGGUAUAGUGAAGGUGGGGAGUUGGGUAUAGUGAAGGUGGGGAGUUGGGUAUAGUGAAGGUGGGGAGUUGGGUAUAGUGAAGGUGGGGAGUUGGGUAUAGUGAAGGUGGGGAGUUGGGUAUAGUGAAGGAGGGGAGUUGGGUAUAGUGAAGGAGGGGGGGUGGGGAGUUGGGUUAUAGUUGAAGGUGGGGAGUUGGGUUAUAGUGAAGGUGGGGAGUUGGGUUUAUAGUGAAGGUGGGGAGUUGGGUAUAGUGAAGGAGGGGGGGUGGGGAGUUGGGUAUAGUGAAGGUGGGGAGUUGGGUAUAGUGAAGGAGGAAUGGGUGGAGAGUUGGGUAUAGUGAAGGAGGGGGGGGGGGGAGUUGGGUAUAGUGAAGGAGGGGGGGUGGGGAGUUGGGUAUAGUGAAGGAGGGGGGUGGAGAGUUGGGUGUAGUGAAGGAGGGAUGGGUGGAGAGUUGGGUAUAGUGAAGGAGGGAUGGGUGGAGAGUUGGGUAUAGUGAAGGGGGGGGGGGGGUGGGGUUGGGUGUAGUGAAGGAGGGAGGGGGGUGAGUGGAGAGUUUGAGAGCUGGAAAACAAAGUAUUUUGCUGCUCUAGCUUGCGGUUUGAGGGUGAGAGGGAGGCAGCCUCACUUGGUUCUAUUUUGAACCUGAGGUGAGGCCAACUGAGCCCACUGACAGCAGGUAAAGGCUAAAUAAAGCUACUGCUGUCUCUGCAGUGCCAGGCUGCCUGCACCGGGGUGGCAGAAGAAGGCCAAGGAGCCUGUCCUGCUGCACCCUUCCUCCCCGCCAUCUCAGUACCGGUAGUCCUCUUCCUCCUCAAUCUUUACAUAUUUAUUUUCGUAUCUUCCUCCUCAUCUUUAUCAAUAUUAUAUAAUCUUCCUUCGUUAUAUUCUAUUCGUAUAUAUAUAGUAACAUAUAUCUCUAUCGUCCCAUCAUCUCUCUAUCGUCCUAUCUAAUCUAUUAGUCCCUACUUCUAUCUCUCUCCUCUCUCUAUCUCUAUCUCUCUGACUCUCUCUCUCUAUAUAUCGUCACUUCCUCUAUCUCUCUCUCUAGUCUCUAUCUCUCUCUAUCGUCCUCUCUAUUCUCUCUAGUCAUCAUCUCUCUCUCUCGUCUACUCUCUCUCUCUCUCUAUCUCUUCUCCUCUGUCCUCCUCUCUCUCUCUCUCUCUGUCCUCCUCUCUCUCUCUCUCUCGUCUCCUCUCUCUCUGCUCUCUCGUCCUCCUCUAUCUCUCGUCUCUCGUCUCUUCAUAUCGCUAAUCGUCUCACUCUCUCAUGCGCUCUGUCUCCUUCUCUAGCUAUCUCGCCUCCUCUCUAUUCGCUCUCUCGAUCUCUAUCUCUCUCUCUUCUCGUUCUCUCUCUCUCUGUCGAUUAGCUCUCUCUAUCUCUCGUCCUCCUCUCUCUCUUCGCUAUCCUUCUUCUCUCUCUCUCUCUCUCUCUGCUCUCUCUACUCUCUCAUGUCUCUCUCUCUCUCGUCCUCUGUCUCUCUCUCUCGUCCUCUGUCUCUCUCUCUCUCGUCCUCUGUCUCUCUCUCUCGUCCUCUGUCUCUCUCUCUCGUCCUCUGUCUCUCUCUCUCGUCCUCUGUCUCUCUCGCUCGUCCUCUGUCUCUCUCGCUCGUCCUCUGUCUCUCUCGCUCGUCCUCUGUCUCUCUCGCUCGUCCUCUGUCUCUCUCGCUCGUCCUCUGUCUCUCUCGCUCGUCUCGUCUCUCUCGUCCUCCUCUCUCUCUCUCUCUCUCGUCCUCCUCUCUCUCUCUCUCUCUCCGUCCUCCUCUCUCUCUCUCUCUCUCUCGUCCUCCUCUCUCUCUCUCUCUCUCUCGUCCUCUCGCUCGUCCUCUGUCUCUCUCGCUCGUCCUCUGUCUCUCUCGCUCGUCCUCUGUCUCUCUCGCUCGUCCUCCUGUCUCUCGCUCGUCCUCCUCUCUCUCUCUCUCUCGCGCUCGUCCUCUGUCUCUCUCGCUCGUCACUCUGUCUCUCUCGCUCGUCCCUCGUCUCUCUCGCUCGUCCUCUGUCUCUCUCGCUCGUUCCUCGCUCGUCCUCUGUCUCUCUCGCUCGUCCUCUGUCUCUCUCGCUCGUCCUCUGUCUCUCUCGCUCGUCCUCUGUCUCUCUCUCUCGUCCUCCUCUCUCUCUCUCUCUCUCUCGUCCUCCUCUCUCUCUCUCUCUCUCUCGUCCUCCUCUCUCUCUCUCUCUCUCGUCCUCCUCUCUCUCUCUCGUCCUCUCGCUCGUCCUCUGUCUCUCUCGCUCGUCCUCCUGUCUCUCGCUCGUCCUCCUCUCUCUCUCUCUCUCGCUCGUCCUUCUCUCUCUCUCUCUCUCGUCCUUCUCUCUCUCUCGCUCGUCCUCCUCUCUCUCUCUCUCUCUCUCUCAAAUGACCGUACCACAGGUGGCAGUGGAAGGACACAGAAUGCAUUGUUCAUGUCAUCAUUUUUAUGUGGCAUAUAAUUUUUCACAACAUUUAUACAAAUAUUUAAAUGCUGAUGUAUUUCACCCAGGUCUGAUGCAUUGACUGAGUACUGCUUGACACAAAUAGGCUUGUGACCACGUUGACUAGAAUGGAAUCUGUGUGCUCUUGCGCUUUUAGUGUUUUUUUUUCGGGGUCAGUUUUGUGUGCAGUGUGUUUGUUUACCCUUGACUAAAACCCCCUCUCCCCUCGUUCGUCUUCCCCCUCUCCCCUCGUUCGUCUUCCCCCUCUCCCCUCGUUCGUCUUCCCCCUCUCCCCUCGUUUGUCUUCCCCUUCAGUUGUGACGGGAGCCACUGAUGGAAUCGGGAAAGCCUAUGCGGAGGAGGUAAGAGAUUCCCGGAGUUUCAGACAUUUCAGGCCCCUCUAUGGGAAAACCACAGUGAUUCAUCAGAGAGAGAGGGGGGGGGAGAGAGAGGUUUAACCAUGAGGUCGGAAGUAGUGACUGUCUCUCACACACACGCACACACACACACGUUUGCCUUUUGCGAGCAAGCGCUGAGGGAUUAAUGGUCCUAUGUAGCUCAAUUGGUAGAGCAUAGCGCUUGUAACGCAAGGGUAGUGGGUUCGAUCCCCGGGACCACCCAUAAGUAAACAUGUAUGCACACAUGACUGUAAGUGGCUUUGGAUAAAAGCGUCUGCUAAAUGGCAUAUUAUAUUAUUAUGCUGCAUAGCCAGGGCAGAAUUCAUUUUAAAGUACAAUCAUUUGUCAAAGGAUUUCCCAUCAGUUGACAGCCUCAUAAUAAAUGGCCUGCUUGAUAACAGUUAGUGCUAUCCUUCUCAGUGUUGAUGAUGGGUGUUGUGAUUUGAGUGUUUUAGAUCGUGGAUUUGGGUGCAGUUGGGUGUGGUAGUGUUGAAUGUUUGACCCUCUUUAAUGGCCGGUCUUAAUGAUGGUCUUAGUGUUCAGUGUCCAUGUUGAUGUUGGUUUCUAGCAGUUGGUCUGUCUCCACAGCUGGCUCGGAGGGGGUUUUCCAUUGUGCUGAUCAGCCGCACCCAGGAGAAGCUGGAUGAUGUGGCCAAGUCCAUCGGUGAGUGGUUACAACUGGGGCAUGUUCAUUAGGCAGAAAACAGGAACAAACUGGGAGGGAAUACCUGGGCUCGCAUUUUUGUUUCCCGUUGUAAAAUAUGUUAAAACACUUUCCGUUGCUUCCCCUAACCAACGCAAACCUGUUUGUGUGAUCGUGUAGAUGGAUAUCUGGACCUGUUGGUGUAGAUGGAUAUCUGGACCUGUUUGGUGUAGAUGGAUAUCUGGACCUGUUUGGUGUAGAUGGAUAUCUGGACCUGUUGAUGUGUGUUGGUGUAGAUGGAUAUCUGGACCUGUUUGGUGUAGAUGGAUAUCUGGACCUGUUUGGUGUAGAUGGAUAUCUGGACCUGUUUGGUGUAGACGGAUAUCUGGACCUGUUUGGUGUAGACGGGUAUCUGGACCUGUUUGGUGUAGACGGAUAUCUGGACCUGUUUGGCGUAGACGGGUAUCUGGACCUGUUUGGCGUAGACGGGUAUCUGGACCUGUUUGGUGUAGAUGGAUAUCUGGACCUGUUUGGUGUAGACGGGUAUCUGGACCUGUUUGGUGUAGACGGGUAUCUGGACCUGUUUGGUGUAGACGGAUAUCUGGACCUGUUUGGUGUAGACGGGUAUCUGGACCUGUUUGGCGUAGACGGGUAUCUGGACCUGUUUGGCGUAGACGGGUAUCUGGACCUGUUUGGUGUAGAUGGAUAUCUGGACCUGUUGGUGUAGAUGGAUAUCUGGACCUGUUUGGUGUAGACGGAUAUCUGGACCUGUUUGGUGUAGAUGGAUAUCUGGACCUGUUUGGUGUAGACGGGUAUCUGGACCUGUUUGGCGUAGACGGGUAUCUGGACCUGUUUGGCGUAGACGGGUAUCUGGACCUGUUUGGCGUAGACGGGUAUCUGGACCUGUUUGGCGUAGACGGGUAUCUGGACCUGUUUGGCGUAGACUGGUAUCUGGACCUGUUUGGUGUAGACGGGUAUCUGGACCUGUUUGGUGUAGACGGGUAUCUGGAUAUGAAUACCAUACAGAAGGCAUCAUGGAGUGCUUGUUCCUCUGUGUGGAGGAGAAGUUCCAUACUGGUGAGUUUGAGUAAUAUUACAUGCUACACACAGUCAGUUUGGAAGUGAGGCUGUUGACAAGCCAACAAUAUCUUUACAUUGAUGGUGAGUGAUGCUGGUAUAUUCCAACAGGACACUAGGAGUCCUCUGUGGACUGUUUUAAUGGAGCUGUGGUAUUGUGACUGGUUUUUAUAAUGGAGCUGUGGUAUUGUGACUGGGUUUUAUAAUGGAGCUGUGGUAUUGUGAGUGGUUUUUAUAAUGGAGCUGUGGUAUUGUGACUGGGUUUAUAAUGGAGCUGUGGUAUUGUGACUGGGUUUUAUAAUGGAGCUGUGGUAUUGUGACUGGGUUUUAUAAUGGAGCUGUGGUAUUGUGACUGGGUUUAUAUUGGAGCUGUGGUAUUGUGACUGGGUUUUAUAAUGGAGCUGUGGUAUUGUGACUGGUUUUUAUAAUGGAGCUGUGGUAUUGACUGGUUUUUAUAAUGGAGCUGUGGUAUUGUGACUGGGUUUAUAAUGGAGCUGUGGUAUUGUGACUGGUUUUUAUAAUGGAGCUGUGGUAUUGUGACUGGUUUUUAUAAUGGAGCUGUGGUAUUGUGACUGGUUUUUAUAAUGGAGCUGUGGUAUUGUGACUGGGUUUUAUAAUGGAGCUGUGCUAUUGUGACUGGGUUUUAUAAUGGAGCUGUGCUAUUGUGACUGGGUUUUAUAAUGGAGCUGUGGUAUUGUGACUGGUUUUUAUAAUGGAGCUGUGGUAUUGUGACUGGUUUUUAUAAUGGAGCUGUGGUAUUGUGACUGGGUUUUAUAAUGGAGCUGUGGUAUUGUGACUGGGUUUUAUAAUGGAGCUGUGGUAUUGUGAGUGGGUUUUAUAAUGGAGCUGUGGUAUUGUGACUGGUUUUUAUAAUGGAGCUGUGGUAUUGUGACUGGUUUUUAUAAUGGAGCUGUGGUAUUGUGAGUGGUUUUUAUAAUGGAGCUGUGGUAUUGUGACUGGUUUUUAUAAUGGAGCUGUGGUAUUGUGACUGGUUUUUAUAAUGGAGCUGUGGUAUUGACUGGUUUUUAUAAUGGAGCUGUGGUAUUGUGACUGGUUUUUAUAAUGGAGCUGUGGUAUUGUGAGUGGUUUUUAUAAUGGAGCUGUGGUAUUGUGAGUGGUUUUUAUAAUGGAGCUGUGGUAUUGUGACAGGUUUUUAUAAUGGAGCUGUGGUAUUGUGACUGGUUUUUAUAAUGGAGCUGUGGUAUUGACUGGUUUUUUUAAUGGAGCUGUGGUAUUGUGACUGGUUUUUAUAAUGGAGCUGUGCUAUUGUGAGUGGUUUUUAUAAUGGAGCUGUGGUAUUGUGACUGGUUUUUAUAAUGGAGCUGUGGUAUUGACUGGUUUUUAUAAUGGAGCUGUGGUAUUGUGACUGGUUUUUAUAAUGGAGCUGUGGUAUUGUGACUGGUUUUUAUAAUGGAGCUGUGGUAUUGUGACUGGUUUUUAUAAUGGAGCUGUGGUAUUGUGACUGGUUUUUAUAAUGGAGCUGUGGUAUUGACUGGUUUUUAUAAUGGAGCUGUGGUAUUGUGACUGGUUUUUAUAAUGGAGCUGUGGUAUUGUGACUGGUUUUUAUAAUGGAGCUGUGGUAUUGUGACUGGUUUUUAUAAUGGGAGCUGUGGGUAUUGUGACUGGUUUUUUAUAAUGGAGCUGUGGUAUUGUGACUGGUUUUUAUAAUGGAGCUGUGGUAUGUGACUGGUUUUUUAUAAUGGAGCUGUGGUAUUGUGGACUGGUGUUUUUAUAAUGGAGCUGUGGUAUUGGACUGGUUUUUUAUAAUGGAGCUGUGGUAUUUGACUGGUUUUGUAUAAUGGAAGCUGUGGUAUUGUGACUGGUUUUGUAAUGGAGCUGUGGUAUUGUUGACUGGUUUUUGUAAUGGAGCUGUGGUAUGUGACUGGUUUUUGUAAUGGAGCUGUGGUAUUGACUGGUUUUUAUAAUGGAGCUGUGGUAUUGUGACUGGUUUUUAUAAUGGAGCUGUGGUAUUGUGACUGGUUUUUAUAAUGGAGCUGUGGUAUUGUGACUGGGUUUUAUAAUGGAGCUGUGGUAUUGUGACUGGGUUUUAUAAUGGAGCUGUGGUAUUGUGACUGGGUUUUAUAAUGGAGCUGUGGUAUUGUGACUGGGUUUUAUAAUGGAGCUGUGGUAUUGUGACUGGGUUUUAUAAUGGAGCUGUGGUAUUGUGACUGGGUUUUAUAAUGAAGCUGUGGUAUUGUGACUGGUUUUUAUAAUGGAGCUGUGGUAUUGACUGGUUUUUAUAAUGGAGCUGUGGUAUUGUGAGUGGUUUUUAUAAUGGAGCUGUGGUAUUGUGAGUGGUUUUUAUAAUGGAGCUGUGGUAUUGUGAGUGGUUUUUAUAAUGGAGCUGUGGUAUUGUGACUGGUUUUUAUAAUGGAGCUGUGGUAUUGUGACUGGUUUUUAUAAUGGAGCUGUGGUAUUGUGACUGGUUUUUAUAAUGGAGCUGUGGUAUUGUGACUGGUUUUUAUAAUGGAGCUGUGGUAUUGUGACUGGUUUUUAUAAUGGAGCUGUGGAAUUGUGACUGGUUUUUAUAAUGGAGCUGUGGUAUUGUGACUGGUUUUUAUAAUGGAGCUGUGGUAUUGACUGGUUUUUAUAAUGGAGCUGUGGUAUUGUGACUGGUUUUUAUAAUGGAGCUGUGGUAUUGACUGGUUUUUAUAAUGGAGCUGUGGUAUUGACUGGUUUUUAUAAUGGAGCUGUGGUAUUGUGACUGGUUUUGUAAUGGAGCUGUGGUAUUGUGACUGGUUUUGUAAUGGAGCUGUGGUAUUGUGACUGGUUUUGUAAUGGAGCUGUGGUAAUGUGACUGGUUUUUGUAAUGGAGCUGUGGUAUUGACUGGUUUUUAUAAUGGAGCUGUGGUAUUGUGACUGGUUUUUAUAAUGGAGCUGUGGUAUUGACUGGUUUUUAUAAUGGAGCUGUGGUAUUGACUGGUUUUUAUAAUGGAGCUGUGGUAUUGUGACUGGUUUUGUAAUGGAGCUGUGGUAUUGUGACUGGUUUUGUAAUGGAGCUGUGGUAUUGUGACUGGUUUUGUAAUGGAGCUGUGGUAAUGUGACUGGUUUUUAUAAUGGAGCUGUGGUAUUGACUGGUUUUUAUAAUGGAGCUGUGGUAUUGUGACUGGUUUUUAUAAUGGAGCUGUGGUAUUGACUGGUUUUUAUAAUGGAGCUGUGGUAUUGACUGGUUUUUAUAAUGGAGCUGUGGUAUUGUGACUGGUUUUUAUAAUGGAGCUGUGGUAUUGUGACUGGUUUUUAUAAUGGAGCUGUGGUAUUGUGACUGGUUUUUAUAAUGGAGCUGUGGUAUUUUGACUGGUUUUUAUAAUGGAGCUGUGGUAUUGUGACUGGUUUUUAUAAUGGAGCUGUGGUAUUGACUGGUUUUUAUAAUGGAGCUGUGGUAAUGUGACUGGUUUUUAUAAUGGAGCUGUGGUAAUGUGACUGGUUUUUAUAAUGGAGCUGUGGUAAUGUGACUGGUUUUUAUAAUGGAGCUGUGGUAUUGUGAGUGGUUUUUAUAAUGGAGCUGUGGUAUUGUGACUGGUUUUUAUAAUGGAGCUGUGGUAUUGUGACUGGUUUUUAUAAUGGAGCUGUGGUAUUUUGACUGGUUUUUAUAAUGGAGCUGUGGUAUUGUGACUGGUUUUUAUAAUGGAGCUGUGGUAUUGACUGGUUUUUAUAAUGGAGCUGUGGUAUUGUGACUGGUUUUGUAAUGGAGCUGUGGUAUUGACUGGUUUUUAUAAUGGAGCUGUGGUAUUGACUGGUUUUUAUAAUGGAGCUGUGGUAUUGUGAGUAAAAAAAAAAAAUGGUAAACCAAGUUUGGGGAAUCCCUGGACUAGAGGAGAAUUAGUCUUUCUCUAGUUCUCUUAUGUGACGGGGCCCUCUGCUGGUCACUGGUGUAUUGACAUCUGAAUCCCCCUCUACAGUUUCUCUGUUAAUGGGGAUAUCCUCACAGAUCAUUCCGUACCUUUUUAAUUUUACAGUAAUGACGUCUUGCAUGUGUCUUCCCUCCUAGAGAGCAAAUAUGGCGUUGAGACCAAAUCCAUCGCUGUAGACUUCAGUGCGUCUGACAUAUAUCCCAAGAUUGAAGCUGGUCUUACCGGGCUAGAGAUUGGUGUUCUGGGUAAGUGAGAGAGGCAGUCUUCGACAGUGACAGUUGUUUUUUGUGAAUCAUUCAGAGGGUAUGGUUCUCUGUGGAUGCCCUCCUUUGUUUAGAAGUUGGAAAUCAAGUGCAGAGAGGCAUUUGUUGAUCACUUCUUUCAUUCCCUUAAAUGAUCUUGUAUUUGAAAGUCCUGACUCUAUUCCGUAUGGCUUUUAUCCAUAGUGAAUAAUGUGGGAAUGUCCUACUCCUAUCCUGAAUUCUUCCUCAACGUUCCCAACCUGGAUAGUGUAAGUCUGAAUGGCCUUGUGGAUUGUUCACUUCCCAUCUAUUGUGUACCAAGAUGACCUAUGACCUCUAGAGGUCAAUCACACAUGCUGUUCUAUGAAAACAUUACGCCUCAGAGAUGAUGAACCCAGAACUAAAUAGUUUUUUGUUCUGCCCCUUGCAGUUCAUCGAAACAAUGGUGAACAUCAACAUCACCUCUGUUUGCCAGGUGAGUCCUCAUUAUGGGAAAGGAAGGCUAGCAAUACAGAAAUGAACAAUUGGGCGGCAGGUAGCUUAGUGGUUAAGAGCAUAGUGCCAGUAACCGAAAGGUCGCUGGUUCUAAUCCCCGAGUUGACUAGGUGAAAAAUCUGUCGAUGUGCCCUUGAGCAAGGCACUUAACCCUAAUUGCUCCUGUAAGUCGCUCUGGAUAAGAGCGUCUGCUAAAUGACCAAAAAAAUAAAAAAUAAAAAAUUGAUUAAUGAAGUCUUCUUUUUUCUUUUUUUUUAACUUUAUCUGUCACGCACCACAAUGAGUGAACACACACACACACACACACACACACACACACACAGUCUGCCAUGUAAGGGAUGAGGCAGAGGAUUGCUACCCAGCCCAAAGCGACAGCAUGCUUUCUGCUCUCUAACACCCACAAUCUCUCUCUCUCUCUUUAUGCAGAUGACACGUAUGGUGCUACCUGGGAUGGUAGAGAGGUACGUGGAGGGAGGGAGGGACGGAGGUGGUGAAGGUAUCUGGGGUUCCCAGGGAGGGAAUGGUUGUCAGUUAGUAGAGCCGCUCUGGUCAGUGAAGAUUCUCCCACUCGCUCUGCCCAAACUGUAACGCUUAUUCCCAAACUCUUAUGUGCUCAUGUACUGAGGUGUGAUGUUGUCCGGGACCAGAGGUUAGUUUUGUCUCUGAGCCCUAAACAUCAGAUUGAGUGUCACCUGUUUCAGGAAAAAGGGGGCCAUCCUCAACAUCUCUUCUGCCAGUGGGAUGUACCCUUGUCCCCUCCUCACGGUCUACUCUGCCUCGAAGGCUUUUGUGGACUUCUUCUCCCGAGGGCUGGAGGCUGAGUACAAGAGCAAAGGGAUCCUCAUCCAGGUGAGACUGAAGACUGACCUGUUUUAACCAAUGAUUUAUAUAUACACUAGAUGACUGGCAGGGGGCGCUGUGUUGAAGCCACCGUGCCUUCAGCUUGACACCCCCCCCCCACACAUUGUAAAACAUAUUUUGGAAGCUAUAGAAAUGCCUUUAUUAAUGUCUACAUUUGUUUUUGCCACAUUUAUUCUAUUACAGACACCUUCAUCCAUAUUUUAAAAUGCUAUGUGAGCUAAACAUAAAAGAAGAAUUAUGUAAAAACGUUUUCCUUAAUGUAUUGAGAUGACUAACGUUACUGUCCCCACUACAACAACAGAAAAUACUUAAAUACAUUUCAUUUUGAAAUACUGUAGAAUUCCAUUCAUUCCUAAUGGGGAGUGCCAAUAUGGCCGACGGGUGGCUUCAAAGCCUCUCAAUGGCCAAUACAUAGCAUCAGCAAUCCAGGGUUUAUAUACAUUAUUGGUUUUACCCCCCAGAAACCACCACAGCGUUAUCCCUCACACGUCUGACCUGUUUUACCCCCCAGAAGCCCCAACAAUGUUAUCCCUCACACGUCAGACCUGUUUUACCCCCCCCAGAAACCCCCACAAUGUUAUCCCUCACACGUCUGACUUGUUUUAUCCCCCAGAAACCCCCACAAUGUUAUCCCUCACACGUCUGACUUGUUUUAUCCCCCAGAAACCCCCACAAUGUUAUCCCUCACACGUCUGACUUGUUUUAUCCCCCAGAAACCCCCACAAUGUUAUCCCUCCCCCGUCAGCCAUGCUGUCUCUCCCGGUGGACAGGCUUGGUCAUAUGUAGCUGUGGUAGGAGUUUGUUCUGAAACCAGGGAGGGAGCAUCCAUUGUAAAUGUGAGUAACAGCCAUCUCUCCUCUCCAGAGUGUCCUGCCGUUCUUUGUGGCCACCAAGCUGAGUAAGAUCCGGCGGGCCACACUGGACAAGCCCAACCCUGACCGCUAUGUGGCCGCAGAGCUCAACACAGUGGGGCUGCAGAGCCAGACCAACGGCUACCUGCCUCACGCAGUCAUGGUAGGGGCGGGCUGACGAUACGAUACUUCAUUGUCCAUUUCCGUGGACAUUUUUAGGGUUCAGGAUGACCGCUUUUAUCACAAGGUUGAACAAGUAGCUACUUGUCAGGUUAUACCAGAUUUUACCGCAUCAGCUUACGAAGCUUCUUCGAUGAUAGUUAGCCACAAAUGAGCAUUGCUUGAAGCUCUCAUGCUUUUGCAAAUGCAUAACUAUUCCAGGGGUAAGUAUCUUAACGCAAGUUAAUAGGAAUGAAUACAGAAUUUGACUGUAAAUACCCACAAAUUAUGACAUUAACCAUGAAAACGAUUGAAGUAACAGGCAUGGAUUACCAGACCAGAUUGUAAGUGAUAAUGGUAUUUUAUUUUUUUCCUCAGGGCUGGCUGACCACCGUGCUGUGCCCUGCCAGGCUCCUGAACAGCUACAUCAUGGGAUUGCACCUGGGGAUGCGCUCCCGCUACCUGAAGAAACAGAAGCAGGGUUAAGAGACGAUCAGGGAAAAGGGGACGGCUCCUUCUGUCCUUACGUCAUCACGGACCAAGGACAGGGCUGUCAGACUGCUACUGUGUUGUCUACUGUGUUCUUCACUGAGCCCUGGCUUGGAUAAUGGUGUCUAUGGAGGAACUUCCUGGAGUUGGAACACCUUGUGUUGAAACAUUGACCAGCCACUUAAACAUAAUUCACUAAGUUAAAUUAAACUGUUGAAGUAACAUUUUCUUGUGGACAGGUAUUAGGAGCUGCUCUUGUGAGCUACGCUUUGGGGAAAAAAAACAAUGCUAGUUGCCACUUAUUUCUUCACAGUAAUGUUAUAUUCUUCUUGUUGGAGUCUAGGUGAACUCAGAUAAACCAAAUAUUUAAAUAAAUGGAUUUGACUCAUUAUGAAAGUUAAUUGGCAAAGGGCAGGAAAAUAAAAGUAAUCCCAGGAUUGCUUUACAAUGGAAAAGGUUGUUGUGGACAAAUCAUGUAUUAAUUAAUUAAAAUGAAUGUACUAAAGGGAGGAUAAGGAAACAGCAUUAACGUAAUGGUUCCUUUUUGCAUACUGGGUGGAUUGAUGUCCAGUUUGAAGGAGGAUAUUGUGUGUCUGCUAGCAUGUCAGCAACUAGGGAAUGGGUCGAGUUAGCCGGUUGGUCUUCAA
Coregonus sp. 'balchen' is the source of this 16922-nucleotide messenger RNA. The record is from the annotation of a GenBank genome assembly. Lineage: Eukaryota; Metazoa; Chordata; Actinopteri; Salmoniformes; Salmonidae.